Centropristis striata (black sea bass) is the source of this 540-nucleotide messenger RNA. It is a transcript of the gene crygmx, whose product is annotated as crystallin, gamma MX. The transcript is spliced from 2 exons. Gene Ontology annotation, molecular function: structural constituent of eye lens. NCBI's taxonomy places the organism in Eukaryota, Metazoa, Chordata, Actinopteri, Perciformes, Serranidae. The record is from RefSeq and is a predicted model, not a curated record. Bases 1 to 540 code for a protein of 179 amino acids. Gene Ontology annotation, biological process: visual perception; lens development in camera-type eye.
AUGUCCAUCCAUCACUUGCAGGUUAUCUUUUACGAAGACAGGAACUUCCAGGGCCGUCACUAUGAGUGCAAUAGUGACUGUCCAGAGAUGCAAAACCACUUCAGCCGCUGCAACUCAAUAAGAGUGGACGGUGGUUGUUGGGUGGCCUACGAGAAGCCCAACUACGGCGGCUACCAGUACAUGCUGCACAAGGGCGAGUACCCCGACUACCAACGCUGGGCGGGCUUCAAUGACUGCAUCCGCUCCUGCCGUAUGGUGCCACCUUACAACGGGAACUACAGGAUGAAGAUCUUUGAGAGGUCUGACUUCGGGGGUCAGAAUCACGAGCUAAGUGACGACUGCCCAGAUCUAAAUGAGCGUUUCCACACCCGUGACAUCUCCUCUGCCAACGUCAUGGAGGGCUACUGGAUGCUGCACGAACACCCCAACUACAGGGGACGCCAGUACUUCCUGCGUCCUGGAGAGUACAGGAGGCACAGCGAGUGGGGAAGCAACAGCCCCACCAUCGGCUCUCUGAAACGUGUCACUGAGCUCAACUGA